CCACCACCUAGGUUUUAUAGUUUACAGUCUUUUUUGCUUUUUGAUCAUCAAAGAACAAUGGCUAUCAAGCCAACCAAAGCACAGAAGAAGACCCAAUACGACCAGAAGCUCUGCCGUCUUCUCGAUGAGUAUUCCCAGAUUCUCGUUGUGGGGGCCGAUAAUGUGGGUUCCAACCAGCUUCAAAGUAUAAGGAGGGGUUUACGCGGUGACUCCAUAGUGUUGAUGGGUAAGAACACCAUGAUGAAGCGCUCCAUUAAGCUCCAUGCUGAGAAAACUGGCAACGAUGCUUUUAACAGUCUCGUUCCUUUGCUUGUUGGAAAUGUCGGUUUGGUCUUUACCAAGGGUGAUUUGAAGGAAGUUAGAGAAGAGAUUGCUAAGUACAAGGUGGGAGCUCCUGCACGUGUUGGCCUCAUUGCACCAAUUGAUGUUGUUGUCCCUCCUGGACCUACUGGACUCGAUCCCUCUAUGACAUCUUUCUUUCAGGCUUUGAACAUACCAACCAAGAUUAACAAAGGUUCUGUGGAAAUCGUUACUGCUGUUGAUCUAAUUAAGAAGGGUGAAAAAGUGGGCUCAUCUGAGUCUGCUCUUCUGGCGAAGCUUCAGAUACGACCAUUCUCUUAUGGUCUUAUUGUCUUCUCUGUUUAUGACAAUGGAUCAGUUUUCAGCCCUGAGGUUCUUGAUCUCACAGAGGAUGAUCUUGUGGAGAGGUUUGUUAAUGGUGUAUCGAUGGUCACAUCGCUAUCUCUGUCUAUAUCGUUCCCAACACUUGCAGCUGCACCCCAUAUGUUCUUGAAUGCGUACAAGAAUGUUCUUUCUGUUUCAGUGGCAACUGAAUAUACUUUCCCGCAGGCAGAGCAAGUUAAAGAAUUCUUGGAGGAUCCAAGCAAAUUUGCAGCUGUUGCAGCUCCAACCGGAGGAGUUGAUGCUGGUGCUGCUGCAGCCAAGGUGGAAGAAAAGAAAGAAGAAAGUGAGGAGGAUUCCGAUGAUGGCGAUUUGGGUUUAUCGUUGUUUGAUUGAAUCUUUAUUUGUCUUUUUACUGUGGCUAAAAGUAGUUUUUCCACCAAUCUCUUUCUUAACCCAACAUUUUCUUUUUUACAAACAAAUUUAUUUUCCUUCCCUUCCCAGUUUCAAUGUAAAUAAUUUGCACAUGGAGCAGAUCAUUUGGUAUGGAUUGAUGUAAUUAUAUGGAAUAACUAUUUUUCAUAUGCA
Molecule: messenger RNA, 1209 nt
Organism: Jatropha curcas
Lineage: Eukaryota; Viridiplantae; Streptophyta; Magnoliopsida; Malpighiales; Euphorbiaceae
Product: large ribosomal subunit protein uL10z
Biological process (GO): ribosome biogenesis; ribosomal large subunit assembly; cytoplasmic translation
Cellular component (GO): cytosolic large ribosomal subunit
Molecular function (GO): large ribosomal subunit rRNA binding; structural constituent of ribosome
Source: RefSeq, a predicted model, not a curated record